AUGGAUUUCAGGCUAAACGACUUCCUCCAAAUGAAUCCAGGCUUCAGAUUUGAACCAACCGACCAAGAAAUUAUGGUACAUUACCUACAGCCCAAAAUUCAAUCCCUCCCUCUGCCUUAUCCGAUUCCUGAAGCGGAUGUUUGUGGGUCUGAUCCAUGGAACUUACCAGGUGAUUCUCAGGAAGAAAGGUACUUUUUAUGCCCCGUGGAAACCAAACACCCUAAUGGUACACGAACCAAUCGAACCACUCCAUCGGGUCGCUGGAAACCAACAAAUGCUAGCAAGCAAGUUGUUGAUUCUGAAAACAAACAUCUUGGAACAAAGAAAACUUUUGUUUUCUACAUGUCCAAGCCCGGGUCUAAAACUGAUUGGUUCAUGCAUGAGUACAAAAUUGCUAACCCUAUUCAAGGUGUGCAGAACUGGAUGAUCUGUAGGGUGUUUUUGAAGAACAAAGUUCGAAACACAGGGGCGGUUUUUUAUGUUCCAAGAGACUUUGAUCUGAAUUUGGAUGGCGGUGAUUCAUCAAGCACCGGCUUCAGUGGAGUCACAGUAGCAGAUGAUGAAGAUGAAAUAAACAGUAAAUAG
Molecule: messenger RNA, 585 nt
Organism: Helianthus annuus (common sunflower)
Lineage: Eukaryota; Viridiplantae; Streptophyta; Magnoliopsida; Asterales; Asteraceae
Product: NAC domain-containing protein 83
Exons: 3
Coding region: 1-585 (194 amino acids)
Biological process (GO): regulation of DNA-templated transcription
Molecular function (GO): DNA binding
Source: RefSeq, a predicted model, not a curated record